AUGCAACCAACCUCUGUUUCUGUUUCCAUUUCCAAUAAAGACAAAAAAUCAGCCGAAAAAAAGGAUAACUUUGGAGUGAAGGGCGUCUGGGUUGACCCACAAUGUGUCAUUGCUUAA
Messenger RNA from Saccharomycodes ludwigii, 117 nucleotides. RefSeq lists its product as uncharacterized. The transcript has a single exon. The record is from RefSeq and is a predicted model, not a curated record. NCBI's taxonomy places the organism in Eukaryota, Fungi, Ascomycota, Saccharomycetes, Saccharomycodales, Saccharomycodaceae. Gene Ontology annotation, molecular function: mating pheromone activity. The coding region runs from base 1 to 117 and encodes 38 amino acids.